GUCAAAUCAUGGGUUCGAAAAUACCAGAACAGGUCUUUGGCUUUCGCGAGCUUUAUCGCCCUCAAAAUGAAGAGCCCGAACUAGACAUUGUUGCCGUGCACGGUCUUAAUGGCCAUGCCAUCAACACCUGGACUGCAGAAAGUCCCAUGAAAGGAGGCGAACCAAUCUGCUGGCUUAACCACCCAGAUUUCCUCCCAAAAUUCAUCAGCCGUGCAAGGGUGCUGACUUGGGGCUACAACGCGAAUGUCUCCUCCAUGAAAGGACCAACCAGUUCAGACCGGAUCCUCCAACAUGCCCAAAGCCUGGUGCAGCAAUUGCAAGGGGAUAGAACUCUCAAAGGCGCCACCGAGAGGCCCAUAAUUUUUCUUUGUCACUCUCUUGGAGGCAUUGUUGUCAAAAGAGCCCUGGCAUAUUCAGAAAGUCGGACAGGACCGAAAAACUCGCAUCUCCACUCGAUCUUCACCUGCACCUAUGGUAUCAUAUUCUUUGGCACUCCACACCAUGGUUCAAGCAAAGCACAGCUUUUGAGCAGUUUGCAAAAGGUGACAAGGUUGACAAUCCCUAAGAGAAUUCUGCGAACCGAGUCAAAUCUGGUCAAGGCCCUUGAGGCAGAGUCGGAAACACUGCAAAACAUCACGGAUCAAUUCGUCGCCUUGAUGUCAAACUUCCACCUGAUGUUUUUGUGGGAACAGGAACGUACUCCGAUCCCCGGACUGGGUGCUUCGUACAUUGUGGAUGAAAGCAGCGCUGCCCCCGGCCUGCCCGAUGUUGAGCGCUGUGGUAUUGCGGCUGAUCACCGAGGGAUGUGCCGCUUCGUGAGUAGCAGUGACCAAGGUUUCCUAACUGUUAUCGACGCUUUGCAGCGAUACAGCCGGGCGGCUCCGGAGGAGAUCAAGACCAGAUGCGCACGAGAACUGUGGUUCUUGAAGGCAAAGCAUAAUGGGGAGGCGAUGGAACUGGUGAGAGCUUUGGGCGGGCCACCGAUGGGAACGAAUGCUCUUCUGCCAUUUCCUGUCAAACAGAAUGCUUCGGAGGGGCCGGCAUUUCAAUUAGGUAGAGCAAUGUUUUGA
Cladophialophora immunda is the source of this 1070-nucleotide messenger RNA. RefSeq lists its product as uncharacterized. The coding region runs from base 9 to 1070 and encodes 353 amino acids. The record is from RefSeq and is a predicted model, not a curated record. Lineage: Eukaryota; Fungi; Ascomycota; Eurotiomycetes; Chaetothyriales; Herpotrichiellaceae. The transcript has 4 exons.